This is a messenger RNA of Esox lucius (northern pike), 548 nucleotides long. RefSeq names its product vicilin-like seed storage protein At2g18540. Bases 24 to 461 code for a protein of 145 amino acids. The record is from RefSeq and is a predicted model, not a curated record. Lineage: Eukaryota; Metazoa; Chordata; Actinopteri; Esociformes; Esocidae. The transcript is spliced from 2 exons.
AGAGCACCAAAAAUCAGGAUGCAAUGAAAAGUGUCAAGCAGACCAGAGCCAGAGAGGAUCCUCUUGUGAGAGCACAUGAAGUGCCAGAGGCUGCGCAGAGUGAGAGAGAGGAAAAGCCAAGAGAGCAGUCCUUCACAGAGCAAAUGGUGAAAAAGAAAGCAGACUUCCUAAAGAAAAUAGAUGAGACGAUGAAUGAGAGAAGGCAGACGAAGAGGGAGAAUGAGCAGAGGAAGUGGGAGGAGUUACAGAAGAGGCAGGAGAUGUGGCAGAGGAAGAGGGAGAGUGAACAGAAGAAGUGGGAGGAGUGGGAGAGAAAGGAGAGGGAAUGGAAGGAAGAGCGAAUGACUGAGGAGCAGAAGAAGAGACGGGCAGAUAAAGAGGAAGCGGAGAGGGUUAAGGCACUGCUUCCCAAGAAAAAGAACAAAUUCAAGUCAUUUGUUUUUCAUUUAUUCUUUGUGUAAUUCAAAACCAAGUUCAGCAAACUCGAAUCUGGCUUGUAGCAGUGGAAAAAUGAUAACACACAAUUUCCCUUUGGCCUCAGUUCAACA